UGUCCGGAGGUGGCCCUUAAGUGUCUCCAAGCACUAAGCAGUUAUCGGAGAUGUAAAGGUCAACUCUCGCCUUCAAUUUGAAUAUAAAAGUUGUGCCUGUCAGACCAAUUCUGUCUGCUGUCCUCAAGCACAUUUAUUCUCCACAUCAUGCAGUGUCAUUUCUACCUCGUUGGUGACGCCGUCACCACAGCGCAGUGCCUGGAAGUCGACAGCCUCUGGAAGUUCGAAGACCUCCAACGCGCCGUCGGGGGUGUAUUUCACGUCGUUCAGCCUACCGGCAUGUCUUUCUACACAGCGUCCAAUGAUACUCUGACGACGGUGUCUGAGGUUCUCGCAGCCGCGACGAAUACUACCUCCCCCGUCGGCCUGCGUAUCGAUGGCAACGCCGUGCAGGCACCACAAGGCCCUCCAGGCCUCCCGCUUGUUGGCAGUUUCUAUGAAAUCUUUCCAGACCACCUGGGUAACCACUACCGGCUGUUCCGCAAGUAUGGGCCCGUGAUCAAGACAACCAACAUGGGUAAGACGAUCUACCUGACGGACGAUCCGCAAGUGGCGGCAGUGUGCUUCGCCGAGUCAGCAUACAUGACCAAGAAGAUCAACUCUGAUCAUCCGCUCUGGGGCGUCAAAGAUAACACAGCCAUCUUCAUCGGUGACACGGAGACAGAGAAUUGGCGGUUGGCGCACAAGUACCUGCCGCCAGCCAUGGGGCCCAAGGCAGUGCGGCACUACACGGGGCUGAUGCAGGAGUGUGCGCGCAAGUCGUUACCAGUGUUCGACGAGCUGGACGCCCGCGACGAGUCUUGGAAUGUCUACCAGUAUAUGGUGAAACUGGCAUCCCAGACCAUCGGCCGCUUCUCUCUCGGCAAGGAUUUCGGCCACUUCAAUGCCGUUGACAGCCCGCUGCACCCCAUCGUCACCAACAUUGCCAGUCUGCUCUCGCUCAACAAGAAAAUCACAGCCCGCGGCGAAUGGUAUCGCCACCUGCCCUUCGGCGACCCGGCCCGCUUGCGCCACGUCCAGCACACCAUCUACUCGCUGCUACAGGAGCAGGUCGACACGGUGAUGGCCGAGUCCUCCAGCAGCGACGCACCCAUGGCCGACGCCGCGCUGUCUGCUACCUGUGUCGUCGACUACCUGCUGCACGCGGUCGACGAGAUAGGGGCGCACUUCCCGCCGCCCCUGAUCCUGGCCAACAUGCUGAUUGUGACAGGGGCUGGUUUCACGACGACAUCGGCGCUGCUGUCGUGGCUCAUCUACUGCCUCGUCACGUACGAGGGUACGCAGGACCGGCUGUACGCAGAGCUGGUAGAGCAUGGUAUCGUGGGCGCUGCAGGCGAGCGCAACCAGACAGCCUGGACGCCGGACCUGGCACACAGUCUGCCGUACAUGGACCGCUUCGUCAAGGAGACGCAGCGGCUGCACAACGCCUCCUUCCAGCCUGGCCGCACCACCAAGACCGACGUUGUCCUCCCCGGUGGCUAUCGCCUCCCGCCUGACAGCGUCAUUGUGCCUGCCCUGUAUGCCAUCCACACCAAUCCCAAGAUCUGGCGCGAUCCCUUCCGCUUCGACCCGGAUCGCUGGGACACAGACGAGGUCAAGAACCGCCACCGCUGCGCCUAUGUACCGUUUGCGACGGGGCCGCGCGGCUGUAUCGGUUUCAAUUUUGCCCUGCUGGAGGUGAAGGUCCUGCUAGCAGAGCUGGUAAGUCGGUAUGAGUUCGUACGCGACGGCCAAGAGGCCAUCGAUUACGAUCCUGAGUUCCAGCUCAUCCGGCCUUUGAACUUUUACGUUCGGGCCAAGCGCCGCGUGUGAUUGACAAGGGGAUUUUGUACAUAGACUGAUGAACAAGAUGAUUCGUG
Messenger RNA from Aspergillus eucalypticola CBS 122712, 1859 nucleotides. RefSeq names its product cytochrome P450. The transcript has a single exon. Gene Ontology annotation, molecular function: heme binding; monooxygenase activity; oxidoreductase activity, acting on paired donors, with incorporation or reduction of molecular oxygen. The record is from RefSeq and is a predicted model, not a curated record. NCBI's taxonomy places the organism in Eukaryota, Fungi, Ascomycota, Eurotiomycetes, Eurotiales, Aspergillaceae. The coding region runs from base 148 to 1812 and encodes 554 amino acids.